AUGGUAUUUUCCAACAGCGUCUCGGCCGAGAUCGAGAUCAAGGCGUCGCCGGCUGACGUGAGAUCAGUGUUCCUGGACUUCCAGCGAUACAAGGAUUGGAGCCAAGGAUGGACCCUAACGCCGAUGGAAGCCGGCAAGAACCCCUCUGACCUGAAAGACGGCGACCAGAUCCAGGCCAAGAUGAAGGACAUGACGUUCAAGCCCGUGAUCAAGGAAAACACGAGCGACGCCCUGCACUGGGUCGGCUCGCUGCCGGGCAUCUUCACCGGCAGGCACCAGUUCUACUUCAAGCCCAGCGACGUGAACCCGGGUGGCACGCGCUUCGUCCAGGCCGAGGACUUUUCCGGGCUCUUCGCGUUCCUCAUGGCGCCCGGGUGGUCGUUCCGCGACAAGACGCUCGCCGGGUGGAACGAGUUCAACGCCGACCUGAAGAAGGAGGUCGAAAGACGCCCGUUGUAA
This is a messenger RNA of Colletotrichum graminicola M1.001, 459 nucleotides long. RefSeq lists its product as uncharacterized. Lineage: Eukaryota; Fungi; Ascomycota; Sordariomycetes; Glomerellales; Glomerellaceae. The transcript is spliced from 3 exons. Bases 1 to 459 code for a protein of 152 amino acids. The record is from RefSeq and is a predicted model, not a curated record.